AUGGCCUUUUUCUUCUGGCGUAGACCGCGUCUCGAUGGUCAGGUGAUUGCCGACUCCAACGAGUUCACCGUUGGCCGUCCGCUACCUCCCUUCAAACCCGACUCCGACUUCGUCCCACCGCGGGGAGGAUCAGCAGUAGUUUCAAUACUGAAACGCGCCAGAUCCAAGUCUGGCUCCCGUGUUGCGCUCGUGGGACCUGCCGGCGUGGGGAAGUCGCAACUCGCUAUCGAGUACUGUUGCCAAGCGGAUGAGGUAUUCAGACUACCGUUGGUGUUUUGGAUAGGCGCGGAGACGCGUGAGCGUUUCCUGGGAGACCUCAGGUCCAUCGCCGACCUGCUUGACAUUAGAGAUUAUGGGACAACUGAGCCGGGAGUUCCCCAACGCGUCGCACAAUGGCUACUCAACCCUUCGAAUGGUCCCUGGUUCUUGGUUUUAGAUGGUGUGACCAAAGCCGACGUUCUCAGUUGUAGCGACGGCGAACCCACCACACUAGGCAAUGACAGCGGCGCCCGGCGGAGGGAUUUCUUGCACCUCCUCUCAAACGUGUCCCACGGUUCAAUCUUGGUCACGACAACAGAUAAGGACACUGCACUGGCCCUCGGCAUCAAAUCCAGCGACAUUGUGCCCGUGAGAGCAAUGAGUGCAGGCCCGGCUGUGAAAUUGCUUCUGAAGAAACUCGGCGACCAUGACCAGCAUAGCAAGCAGGAUGAUAUGGAGUUAGUCAAAACACUAGAGUACAAUCCGCUCGCAAUCGUGCAAGCGGCAGCGUACAUAAGCCGACACACCCUACCCAUCUCAGUCAACGCCUACCUGCAAGAACGGAAACGGAACAAAACGUCUAUAAGAGCUCUUUUCCAAGAACAAAGUCAUCAGUUCCGACGAGACUGCAGUGCCUCAGACUACAUCAAAGCCUGUUGGAGGCCCGUUAUCGAGUUCCUCAAGCCGAGCUGUAAGGACUUAACGCCAGCAGCUGCUCUGCUCUCUUUCAUGUCGUUCUUCGACCGCGAUCACAUUCCGAAAUCGCUUGCUGAGUCUCGAAGGAGCGGGGCCGACGAGAGCGUAGUGACCGAGUCUGACCAGGGCCACCAGAGCGACCUCCAAACGGACGAGCCACCGCCACUUGGAGAUGGAAGCAAUCAAUACUUCACUGAUGCCUCUGAGAGGGACGUGCAGGAUCUGCUUGACGCGGGCCUCAUCGCUAAGGGGAAUCCCGGCGUGUUCUCAAUGCACCAACUCGUGCAGCUGGCAGUAAGACACUGGCUGAAGGACAACAGACAUUUUGAAUACUUCGAAUCACAGUUCAUAUGCUGGAUGGGUCGGAACUUCCCAACGGGGCGCUAUGAGAACUGGGAUACGUGCAGACGCCUCUACCCGCAUGUCCAAGAGAUGACCCGACAUCGCCCAACGGAUGCUGAGUUGCUUGGAAAGCAGGCACAGGUGCUUUGCCAUGCCAGCCUGUACCAGUACCAGCUAGAAAUGGGCUAUCCCGACCAAGCUAUAGACGUCCUGCAACAAGCCAGGGAGACUUCUCUCGACCAAAAUCAUCCAGACAUCCUAGCAAUUGAGUGCGAGCUGGCCACUGUAUAUCGAGAUCGAGGAAGAUUACAGACAGCAGAAGGGCAGUUUUCAAAACUGCUUUCAGUGUGCACCGAAAUACUCGGCGGAGAUCACCCUCUCACCCUUAAUUGUAAGGCAAACCUGGUAACAACAUACUUACACUUGAAGGAGUGCGCACAGGCGGAAGAUUUGGGCGUCGAAGUGGUUAACCUUCGCCAAUCCAGACUCGGCAAAGAACACGCUGACACCCUCAGGAGUGAGUUAAACCUCGCUAGUGCAUACUAUUUGCAGAACAUGUGGGAAGAUGCAAGAAAAUUACAGGUGCACGUGGUGGAAACGUCCAAACAGAAGUCUAAAAUCAGUGAUCUCAUCGGGGAUAGCAUGGAGGAUCUGGCCAUCACGGAGAACUAUAUGGGCCGUAAGACUAGCGCCGUCCGCCUCUUACAGGGCUCUAUCACAGUCCGCUCCAUGCAACCGGGCUCGAAAAAAGAAGACAUAAUUUGGGCCCGGAACAUUUUGUCUGAGUGGCGCCGUCAGCUACUGGAAUCAGGUCGCCAGCGGCCACAGAGGAAAAGAGCAGGUCAUCCAAGAGGCAGGUCCAGGCGGAUCAGGUUGAGAAAAGAGAAAAAUCCUUCUGUACCAUAG
Molecule: messenger RNA, 2202 nt
Organism: Microdochium trichocladiopsis
Lineage: Eukaryota; Fungi; Ascomycota; Sordariomycetes; Xylariales; Microdochiaceae
Exons: 2
Coding region: 1-2202 (733 amino acids)
Molecular function (GO): protein binding
Source: RefSeq, a predicted model, not a curated record